AUCAUAGACUGUUUUGUCGCCACAAGUCGCCAUUUUUAUUUUUCUCGCCUAUACUUUUAAAAGUACAAAACGAGAAUUAGGGUUUUUGUCGCGCCGCGAGAGAAGUAACAGUGAGAGAGAGAGGUUGGGAUAUUUAUCCAAUUUUAUUGUUGCAAAAAAAAAAGUGAGAGAAAUAAUAUUUAGUUUUCUGUGUGAUAUUUUAUUAAAUUUGAUAAAAAAAAAGCAUUAUAAAUGAAGAUGGUAGACAAAAUUGAAAUGAGCCUCGACGAUAUUAUAAAGCAAAAUAAAGGUGGCCGAAGCCGUGGCGGCGUUGGUGGACGACGUGGAAGAGGAGGCACCGGUGGCUCACCUCGUAGAGGAGCUCGUGGUGCUCAAAGAACUGGCGGUGGCGUCAUGAGAGGAAGAAAUCGCGGUGGAAUCGUACGAAGUUCACUUCCAUACACAAGGGGCGAUGUAAACAGUGCGUGGAAACAUGACAUGUUCGAUGGAGUGAAAAAAGUCGGUCGCGGCCUGAUUGGCAGUUCAGGUACCACCAAACUUUUGGUAUCAAAUCUCGAUUUUGGAGUUUCCGACUCAGAUAUUCAGGAACUUUUCAGUGAAUUUGGCCCGCUAAAAUCAGCGGCAGUUCAUUAUGAUAGAUCUGGUCGUUCUUUGGGCUCCGCUGAUGUUAUUUUCGAGAGAAGAGCAGACGCAAUUAAAGCCAUGAAACAAUACAAUGGAGUUCCACUUGACGGUCGCGAGAUGAAUAUUCAAGUGGCAACAUCAGAGAUUCCAGUACCACAAGCAAUUCGCAACACAUCGAGAAUUGGAGGCGGCAAUUUUCCACAAAGGUCACAGCAACGCUUCCGGGGAAAUCGAGGAACCGGACCCACCAGAGGUCGAGGUGGCGGCGGUCCAGGACGCCGAGGAGGACGAGGAGGCAAUCGUACAGCGACAAAAACCCCAACUGCCGAGGAACUUGACGCCGAAUUGGAAGCUUACGUUAAAGAAGUAAAGUAACGUAUAACUCAAACCGAAGAGAGAAACAGAGAGAGAGUGAAAAAAAUUAAAAUAAAAAUUUAGCACGCGUUUCACAAAAAAGGAGAAAAAUCAAUGAUGAUCCUUACAUUUAUUUCUGCACACAAUGAAAAUGUGUGUUUUCUGCAAAUUUCUCCUUUCUUUUUAUUUCCUACUAAUUAUAAAACAAAAAAAAAAAUACGUGACAAUGCGUGUAUUAUGACUUUUUAAGAAAAAAAAACACAUUCGGCCCUUGAUUCUUAGUGGUUUUUUUUAAUCCCCCAACGUCACGUUUACUAUAAAAAUUAAAAGAAAAAGAAAACCCUUGAAUCUUAAGGGUCAACGAAGAAAAGAUACUUUUUUUUUAAUUUAUAUAUAUUAUAUUAAAAAAAAAAAAGAAACUGUAAUAACUCGGCGACCAAUGAAUAAUCUCCCAACUUAAUUUUUAAGUUCUACUUCUCUUUUUUUUAAAUCACACAAAACACAAUAUUGUUGUUAAUUACAAAAAAAAAGUAUAAAUAAAACUCUUUCAAGAUUUUAAAGACUGUAUGGAAAUUUUGUAUAUGUAAUAAUGAGAAUGCGAUUAUAAAUUGGAGAGUACAUUACCAAAAAAAGGAAUUAAAAUACUUAGAGAAUAACACAAAAAAAAAAAUUAAAUAAAAAUUCAGCGAGAAAAAAUUCAA
Messenger RNA from Leptopilina heterotoma, 1679 nucleotides. RefSeq names its product THO complex subunit 4 (gene Ref1). Gene Ontology annotation, molecular function: mRNA binding. Gene Ontology annotation, biological process: mRNA export from nucleus. The coding region runs from base 232 to 999 and encodes 255 amino acids. Gene Ontology annotation, cellular component: nucleus. The transcript has 5 exons. NCBI's taxonomy places the organism in Eukaryota, Metazoa, Arthropoda, Insecta, Hymenoptera, Figitidae. The record is from RefSeq and is a predicted model, not a curated record.